AUGGCAUCAAGAUUGACAUCUCCCGAAGUUCGAGACGCCUUGCCGGACAUGGCGGCUAAGCGAAAGCGAGAGCUCCCAGAAGAGUGCGAAGAAGGUGAGACCCAAGGAAACAAAAAACAACACAUAGGACCCAACUACCGCAAACGCCCUGAGAUACUCGACAUCUCCGACGAUCAGGAUGAGCCCCAGGCCUCUAUCAAGACCUACGACGAUGAGAUGUCUGAUGAGGACGAACUCGUUUACGUCAAAUUGAACAGCGAUGACGACGAAGACACAGAGAUGGUUGAUGAGGAGCCCAAGCAGGGCACUGUUCUUUGGUCAGAAGACCGGGAAGAGUUUCCUUCAUGCGCAGUGUACCAUGAAGACGUCAAGCAACACCAAGCCCGCAUCACAGAGUUCGCUGUCGACCUCGCUGAACAUCUCUCCANNAAACUCGCAGCAAGGGGCGGUGACAUGGCUAAGUUACACGCAGAAGCAGUUGCCUGUCAAACAUUCCCGGAGCCGAAGAAAACAGUUGUUGCUCUUAUGGGAGAUGCUGGCUCAGGUAUGUCAUUUCAUGUUCGGGUGUUGUGGUUGUACUGA
Molecule: messenger RNA, 582 nt
Organism: Aureobasidium musti
Lineage: Eukaryota; Fungi; Ascomycota; Dothideomycetes; Dothideales; Saccotheciaceae
Source: the annotation of a GenBank genome assembly